CACUGUACGCGAGGCUGCAUCUGGAACAAUAACGAAGCUGUGAGGAGCGAUUUUCCGCAGGCAUCAGCGGGAGCGCACGGGCGAAUGUCUGCUUUUGGUUUGCGCGCUGCUUGCUAAAACGUUUAAAUUAAGACGGCGAUCUGUCUGACGCAUGGAUGGAAGGACGCAGGUAGCAGGGCACCAGUAUAUCGGAUUCAGUUAAAGUAGUUUUCUAGAGGAGUGUCUUCCCGCUUCCCAGAGAUCAUGGCGGCCGGCACGCACUCCCCCGGGGGCCCCAACGGCAUCAUCCGGAGCCAGUCCUUCGCCGGCUUCAGCACCCUGCAGGAGAGGCGCUCACGGUGUAACUCGUUCAUGGGGAACUCGGCGGUGCAGAAGAAGCCGCAGUCGAAGCCGAAGAAGACGCACAUGGCCGGGCACAAGGCCAGCAGCAGCUCCCGCGAGCCCCAGCCCAAGCGGGUGGAGGAGGUGUACGCGGCCCUGAAACGAGGCCUGGAUGAGUAUCUGGAAGUGCACCAGGGGGAACUGGACAAACUCACCCUCCUGAUGAAGGACAUGAAGAGGAACUCCAGACUGGGCGUCCUGUACGAUCUUGACAAGCAAAUCAAAAGCAUCGAGAGAUACGUCCGCCGCCUGGAGUUCCACAUCAGUAAGGUGGACGAGCUGUACGAGGCCUUCUGCAUACAGAGGCGUCUGCGUGACGGAGCCUGUAAGAUGAAGCAGGCCUUCUCCUCCUCGCCCUCCACCAAAGGCACCCGGGAGAGCCUGGCCGAGGUCAACCGCCGCUGCAGGGAGUACAGUGAGAAUAUGUGCACGUUUGAGACUGAGCUGGAGAACCUGCUGGGAGAGUUCCACAUUAAGAUGAAAGGUCUGGCUGGUUUUGCACGGCUCUGUCCCGGGGAUCAGUAUGAAAUAUUCAUGCGCUACGGGCGCCAGCGCUGGAAACUGAAGGGGAAGAUCGAGGUGAACUCCAGGCAGAGCUGGGACGGAGAGGAGAUGGUGUUCAUGCCGCUCAUCACCGACCUCAUCUCCAUCAAGGUGACGGAGCUGAAGGGCCUGGCCACCCACAUGCUGGUGGGCAGCGUCAUCUGCGAGACCAAGGACCUGUUCACGGCCAUGCCACAGGUGGUCGCCGUGGACGUCAACGACCUGGGCACCAUCAAGCUCAACCUGGAGGUCACCUGGUUCCCGUUCGAUGUGGAGGACCUGACGCUGUCAUCGGGUAACCUGAGCAAGGCCACCGCCCUACAGAGACGGGUGUCUGUGUACAGCCAGGGCACGCCCGAGACGCCCACCUUCCAGGACACCUCCUUCUUUUCGGCCCUCCCUGACGACGUGUUCGAGAACGGCGGCCCUGAGUGCAAGCGGCUGUCUUACACCUUCAGCGAUUCGCCGCGGUCCAGCCCCGCCCCUGGCCAGUCCAACCCCGAGAUCACGGUCACGCCCCCGGAGAACGACCGGCAGCCUCGCAGGCCCCUGGAGGGCGGGGCCACGGAGGAGGGGGCGGAGCGGGCGAGCGUGAGCCUGGCCAGCGAGGCGGAGACAGAGGCGGAGUCAGAGUGGGAGCUGCCCGAGGCCCGGCAGAACGGCUCCCUCUCGCUGUGCUCGGACCAGCUCUCGGCAGUGGCGCCCGAGGACGUCUUCCUGGACCACGGCGUGUCGGACGGCCUGCUGCCGGACGAGGGCUCGGAGCUGAAGCCCGUGGAGCUGGACACGGACGAGGGCAGCCUCACCAAGCAGCUGGUGAAGAGGCUGACGUCGGCCGAUGUGCUGCCAGAGGAGCCCCAGGGCUGGGGGGCGGAGGGGGGCCGGGCCCUGCAGGACGGCAGCCUGGAGGAGGCCAUUCAGAGCCUGCUGCUCAGGCUGGAGGGCCUGGGAGAGAAGCCCCGCGAGCUGCAGGACCUGGAGCAGGAAGUGAUGCGUCUGGAGGACUUGCUGAAGUGCCGAGCGCCGGCCCACAGGAGCAGGUCCUCCAGUCUGAGUCUGACUGUUGAGAGCGCUCUAGAGAGCUUUGAUUUCCUCAACACCUCAGACUUUGACGAUGACGACACGGGCGAGGACGCCCUCCCCCGCUCCGUGUUCUUUGACAUGGAGGCGGAGAGGAUCGGUGCGGGACAGCACCCGGAGGCCAGGGGCCAUCUGAGUGAAGCCCUGACAGAGGACACCGGGGUGGGGAACAGCGUGGCCGGCAGCCCCCUGCCCCUCACCACGGGCAACGAGAGCCUGGACAUCGCCAUCGUCAUACACCUGCAAUACUGCAGCCAUCUCAUCCAGCUCCUGUCCACCGGGGGGAGCCCUUCACAACGCAAAGCCAGGCUGCACAAGGUGUCUGUUCAGACCCAGCUGCUGGAGGAGCUGGGUGAGAUCAGCACAGAGAGGCUGGGGAGCAUCAGCUCGGCUGCGGACGUGCUCCCUGGGCUGGCGGAGAAGCCCGCGCUGCUGUCUCUGUGGUCGUCCUGCAGUGGGUCCGGGAGCCUGUUCCACACCACCCUGGACAGACUGCUGAAGCACAUGGAUCGUACCUUUAGCGCCGCCCUGCAGGGGAGUUCGUCCCACAGCGCAGACUCAGUCAUUCGGCAGCUGGUGAGCGAGAUGACGGACAGGGGCGAGCUGGCCCCCUCGCCCUGCGCCUCGCCCUCCGCCCUGCCCCCGGACGCCCUGACCGUCUUCCAGUUCCACGGCUACGCCUCCGCGCACGCUGUGUCGGACAUGAAGGAGCACCUGCUGCAGGUGGCCCGAGAAGCUGUGUUUGUGGAGGGACUGUGCUCUGGUGACCCUGAGCGGGUGAUAAGGGAGCUGGAGGAGGUCCAGGCAGCCAAUCUGCAGCCUCAGCAGGAGACACUCAAGGCGCUGGCCGUGCUGCUGGUGGCCGAUGACCCCCAGCUCAGCAAGGCCUCAUCCACCUUCCUCACCUCCUCUGCCGCUCACCCUCCGUUCAGGUCAAAGGCGGUGGAGUUCUACACUCAGGGCCUAUCGGAAGCAGGAGCGGAGACACAGAGGGCAACCUGUGCCGCGAUCAGCUGCUUACAGGCCCACGAGAGCAUCGCAGCGUUGGUGUCACUGUGCGACUCCGCUGACGAGGAGCUCCACCAAGUUGCCAUAGAAACCCUGCUUACCCUGGGAGAGGAGGGGCGGCUGGCGUACGAGCAGCUCGACACAGUCCCCAGGGAGAUGGUACGACUCGGCACGCGGCGGGGGAACGCCGUCACCACUGCCUUCUGAGAGGGCCUGAAUUCACAGGGACCCCCCCAGUAACCCCCCUAAUCCCCCACUCCACUGACCUGAGCCUUGAGCCCUGCUCACAGUAGCUGAGACUGGACCAGGGGCCCCACAGGGGGCUCCAGGAGAGCCCCAGGGCUCCUUGCAUUCAUGGACUGGACUAAAUUUUUUGACCGUUCAUUCU
Molecule: messenger RNA, 3400 nt
Organism: Megalops cyprinoides (Indo-Pacific tarpon)
Lineage: Eukaryota; Metazoa; Chordata; Actinopteri; Elopiformes; Megalopidae
Gene: ripor2
Product: RHO family interacting cell polarization regulator 2
Exons: 22
Coding region: 244-3219 (991 amino acids)
Source: RefSeq, a predicted model, not a curated record